Molecule: messenger RNA, 861 nt
Organism: Cloeon dipterum
Lineage: Eukaryota; Metazoa; Arthropoda; Insecta; Ephemeroptera; Baetidae
Product: small ribosomal subunit protein uS7-like
Exons: 5
Coding region: 155-802 (215 amino acids)
Biological process (GO): translation; ribosomal small subunit assembly
Cellular component (GO): ribosome; cytosolic small ribosomal subunit
Molecular function (GO): mRNA binding; rRNA binding; structural constituent of ribosome
Source: RefSeq, a predicted model, not a curated record
GUGAUUGGUCAUAUGGACCCUCCCACUUUCUCACUUCCAUCCAAUCCAUCACAUUCCAGUUUCCAUUUUUUCCUUUCUCUCUGAACACGUCAUGAGGUAACGAUAAAUUUUUGACGGCGGCUGAGAUUUUGACAAAUAAUUCACAAAAAAUACCAUGGACGUAGUCGAGGCCGACUAUACUGAAGAGAGCCAGCAGGCGGUGGCGGACCAGCUACCAACUGCAGAACUGCCAGAAAUAAAGCUGUACGGCAGGUGGUCCUGCGAUGAUGUCCAGGUGUCCGACAUGUCCUUGCAGGACUACAUCGCGGUUAAGGAGAAGAAUGCGAAGUACUUGCCGCAUUCAGCAGGUCGCUAUGCCGCCAAGCGGUUUAGGAAGGCCCAGUGCCCAAUAGUAGAGAGACUAACAAACUCUCUCAUGAUGCAUGGCCGUAACAACGGCAAGAAGUUGAUGUCCGUGCGAAUUGUGAAGCACGCAUUUGAGAUUAUGCAUCUUUUGACCGGCGAGAAUCCCCUUCAGAUUCUCGUCACAGCCAUAAUCAAUUCUGGGCCUCGAGAAGAUUCAACUCGAAUUGGCCGUGCCGGAACUGUCCGGAGGCAAGCUGUUGACGUGUCUCCCCUUCGACGCGUCAACCAGGCCAUCUGGCUGUUGUGCACAGGAGCUCGUGAAGCGGCCUUCAGGAAUAUCAAGACCAUUGCUGAAUGCUUGGCGGACGAGCUGAUCAACGCUGCCAAGGGUUCAUCCAAUUCUUAUGCCAUUAAGAAGAAGGACGAACUGGAGCGUGUUGCCAAGUCUAACCGUUAAGUUCCCAUGUUUCUGUUUGUGUAUCUUGAAAAGUAAUAAAAUACAUUUACACACUGCAA